CUCGUCUAACCUGUUGGCACAGAAUGCCCACAAAAUGGCGGAAGCGGAAGGAAGACUGAUAAUUCGUUAAAGGAAAAUCUGACUUAAAUAUCAAAGGAAAUGCGUUGAAAAAUUAUUGUAGCCCAGUGGCCGUCAAGUUUUAUCUCUACGACAUAAUAGGAGAGUCAACACCUGGAGAAUUCGGUGUUAUUUUGGAAUACUGAAAACCCAAUCAAGGCGUGGCAAGUGUUAUCGAUCGUCUAUUUAAUAGAUCGCAAUUAAAAAAGCUUCACUUAUGAAGGAUCGAGAAGAGAAUCUAAUUAGAUAAUGGAUUCCAGGACAGGAUAUUAUCUGCUAUUAAAAGAUGUCGAGAAUCCUGAGUUUUCGAGUGGUUCAUCGUGGUGGGGAAUGCUUUCAAGUUAUGUUUACACAUCUGAGGACGUCCCACCGUCUGAGAUGUUAGCUCUGAGAGGAGAGCUUCUAGAGGCUCGAAAACCAGAAGAACAACCCGAAGACACGAAUAAAAUUGCUCUUCGAGGUGUUAAACAGAUUUUCCAUCACGUUGAGUGCAAUCGUGAGGAUCUGAAAUGGUUAACGUACGAUGAAACUCAACUGUUACUUGCGGUGAACUCUUACUUAGAAAGAUGCAGAAUCGUAGAAGAAGGAUGUUUGGCUGUGGGCUGCAGCCUAGAGGAAGGUACUAAGGUAUCUGUAAGGAUAAAGGACAUUAAGAAAGACGUUUCAGCAAUAGUGAGGUAUAAAGGACCAGUAUCAUCAUAUGAUGGGACAAUGUAUGGUGUGGAAAUAUUGGAUCAGCGUUAUAGAUGGCAGGGCACAUGUGAUGGUACAAUUCAAUGCAAGAGAUAUUUUACUUGUUCACCUGGUAGUGGUUUAUUUGUUGCUUUGGACAAGCUUUGUUGUGGUAGCACCUCACUUCCUGAAAAGGAAGCAGGUAAAGAUGAAAAGGAAAAGUUAUUGCUUAAGGAAACGAAAGAACUUGCUGUUAAAGAUACAAAUAAAAAUGAGACGUGCGGUAUAGAGUCAAAGAAGAAAAACUUGUGUAACGAGUUAAAAACUUCUGAGGAAACACAAAAUAACGGAAUCUCUGACAACUGCGAGAAUGUGGAUGAAGAUUCCAUUGAUAAACUGAAUGAGAAUAAUUUUGAUGAGAAAUCUAACAAAGAAGUUGAAAAGGUUGAGCCUUGUACUGAUGGUGCUGAGCUGAAAUGUGUUGUUGAUGAUUUGCAACAGCAGCUCAUGAAAAUGAAAACUGAAUUGCAUGAAAAAGAGACAAAAUGGAAGCAAGAGAAUAUGGAAUGGGAAAUGAAACUGGAAUCACAGGCAGCUGCUCAGAAUGAGAAAAUAAUGUACUUAGAGAAGAUGGUCCAACAGGAACAAGUGGCAAGAGUAGAGGCAGAGGAGAAACUACUGGAAGAACAGAAAAGCAAGAGGCAGCAAAGAAAAGCGUUUAAUCGUGAAUGGGACGAAUUUGAACGUCGUUUGCUGGAAGAGAGAACUCUAAGAACUAAUAYAGAACAACAACUUACUCAGAUUCAAGAACAAUUCGAGGAAGAAGUCAGUCGGAAAGCUGCUUUGCAGGAACAACUUGAACAAUCACAGAGAUCUCUUACACAGAAAGAACAAGAUUUCGAACGACAUAAGCAGUAUUAUGAAUACCGUAUUCACGAGCUGGAAGCGGCCAGUCCGACCAACCUGAGCAAUCCGACAAACCCGACCAAAGAGGAACAUGAUGAUACUGAGCCCUGUGAUUGGAUAAUUGAUCGUGACGAAAUCCACGUGACCAAUAAGACUGUCGGUAAGGGAGCCUGGGGUCAGGUAUUCGAGGGAACGUUUCGCGGCUGUUCGGUAGCAGUGAAAAAAAUCCAUGACCUUAUACUAUCGCCACACAACCGAAGACUCUUUGAAAGGGAAAUGAGCAUAGCGUCACGCUGCCGGCAUCCUUGCUUGCUGCAGUUUAUAGGCGCCACAAAUGACAAUGGCAGCCCGCUAUUCAUAACUGAAUUACUAGACACAAAUCUAAGAGCAGUUCUUGAAACAAGAGCUUUAAAUGACCUUGAAGUCUUCUCCAUUGCUCUAGAUGUUGCUAGAGCACUCAACUACCUUCAUUUGAACAAACCAUUUCCCAUCAUUCACCGCGACAUCAGCAGUGCUAACGUAUUGCUAUGGAAACGUGAUGAUCGAUGGAGAGCCAAAGUGUCGGAUUAUGGGGCGGCGAAUUUUAUGAGACAGUGUAGGACAGUGAAUCCUGGAGCAGUGAUUUAUUCAGCACCUGAAGCGUUCUCCGUUCAGCAGACACCUAAGAUCGACGUGUACAGCUUUGGACUGUUGCUCUGCGAGAUGGCCAUCCGGGAACUUCCUGUCCCAGAUCAAACUCAAAGUCAACUCACUCUAGUAGCUAAUCCUGUGGUCAAAGACUUCGUUGUCCGAUGUACCAAAGAAAAUCAUGAAGAAAGGCCGACGAUGGAGGAGAUAGUACAAGACCUGACACCACAUUUGAUUCAGAAAGCUUGAAAUAUAACUGUGAUUAAUGUUAGUUUAACCGCAUAGCCAGACGUUACCGCCAUUUGCAUUGCUACGCGGCCACCCCAGACAAAAAUCGUGACGUGCACUUUGCAAUAGACUGCCGUCAAUCAAACACGUUGACGUCAUUUACACGCGUUUGG
Actinia tenebrosa (Australian red waratah sea anemone) is the source of this 2663-nucleotide messenger RNA. RefSeq lists its product as uncharacterized. The record is from RefSeq and is a predicted model, not a curated record. NCBI's taxonomy places the organism in Eukaryota, Metazoa, Cnidaria, Anthozoa, Actiniaria, Actiniidae. Gene Ontology annotation, biological process: protein phosphorylation; necroptotic signaling pathway. Gene Ontology annotation, molecular function: ATP binding; protein kinase activity.